AUGGACCUUCGCUCUUGCUGUGCAGUUAUCGUCGGGUUGCGCUGGGCCGCGUUCGAGGCGUGGUUCGCGGAACAGGGCGGAUCGCGCCACGCGGGGGUGCAGCUCCGGACUCUUCCCACAUUCGGCCGCUCCGUCGUAGCCGCGCACGACAUCGCCGCAGGCGAAACGCUGCUCUCGGUCCCGUUUUCGCUCGUGGUCGACAGCGCCGACGCCCUGCUGGCGACCUCUGCUCCCGAGAUACGCCGAAUACUUGACGAGGAGUUCCCGCUGUCUCCUACCAACGAGAACGCGCUCCUUCUGCUGGUCCACAAGAACGACCCAAAUUCGCCCUGGCAGCGCUACAUCGAUGUCUUGCCAUCAACAUUCUCCACCACGCUCUUCUUCUCCGAUGACGAGUUGAGCUAUCUCGAGGGCUCGUCGCUUCACUAUUUCGCGCGUCAGCGGCGAAGGGCGAUCGAGUCACAGUACGACACCAUCUUUACGCCGCUGUUUGUGGACUACCCCGAGCACUUCGCGCCGGAGCAGUUUUCGCUCGAUGCGUGGAAGUGGGCGCUCUCAGUGAUCUGGUCCCGGUCGUUCGUGGUCGAUGAGGGGAAGAGCGGGCUCGUUCCCUGGGCGGACAUGUUCAACAUGGCGCCGGAAACCGAGCAGGUCAAGGUCGCAGUCGAUGCUGUCGACCAUCAUCUGAUCUACUCGGCGCGCAGCCCAAUCAAGAAGGGCGAACAGAUAUUCGUCGCCUACGGACAGUCCAGGCAGAUGAGCAACGCCCAGCUCCUCAUGGACUACGGCUUCGUGCUCGAGAAUAACCCUCACGACGCC
This is a messenger RNA of Acanthamoeba castellanii str. Neff, 819 nucleotides long. RefSeq names its product SET domain containing protein. The record is from RefSeq and is a predicted model, not a curated record. The annotation marks the transcript as partial. Gene Ontology annotation, biological process: peptidyl-lysine monomethylation. NCBI's taxonomy places the organism in Eukaryota, Discosea, Longamoebia, Acanthamoebidae. Gene Ontology annotation, molecular function: protein-lysine N-methyltransferase activity; protein binding. The transcript has 8 exons.